UCGAAAGUUACGACUAAUCACUUGAUGAUAGUCUCCAUUUCAUGUUUGAUCACCGAACUAGAACUGAAACAUCAGAAUGGAACUUCUUAGCUUUUCAUUUAUUUACACGAUCUUUUGCUCUGUGAUCAUUUUGUACAUUUUGUCUAAAUUUCUCUUUCGACCCAAACCUAAAUUUGGUAAAAAUGCUCCGUCACCUCCUCGAUUACCGAUUGUUGGUCAUCUUCAUCUAUUAGCGAAAUAUCCUGAUGAGCCAUGGAAAGGGUUUGAGGAAAUUCGCGAAAAGUUUGGUGAUGUGGUUGCUCUUAAAUUAGGGAUUUUCGAUACAAUUAUGGUUUCGUCUUUCGAAACAAUUAAGGAAGUUCUGAUUACCAAAGGAAAAUUCUUCUUGAAUAGACCUGAUUUCUAUCGAUUCGAGUUAAUGUUUGGUGGUGAUCGAGAAAAUGCUUUACCUCUAUGUGAUUGGUCCGAAAGGCACAAAAUUACUCGAAACUUUUGCUUAAUGGCGACGGCUCCCAAUCCAUUAUCAUCAUCAUUCGAGAGGCUCGACAAAGUGAUCACUUCAGAGAUGGAAAGUCUACUCGAAUUCAUUAAUUCAUCUGAUAAAAUUCUAACCAAAUGCUGGACAAGACAAAUCGCAACGAACAUUUUUACGCAAUAUCUUUGUGGAUCAAGAUUGGAAUAUGACGACCCUGAACUUAUUGUUCAGAGCUACCGUUUUGAUUAUAUCUUUUACGAUAUAAGUUCGAGCAAUAGUCCAAUCGAUUUUUUACCUUGGCUGAAAUCUUUGGGAUUUUAUCGAAAUGCUCUCAAUAAGUUGGAGGAAGUAACAAGCUCGGCUGUGAAAUUUAUCGAAGAGAUCUCGGUAAAACCAAGAGUAGCCCAACUCGAGAAAUUGUGGUCUCAAGAUGGAAAACACAAUGACUUGGACCAUAAUGGUUUGACACUCGCUUUGGACCAAAUGUACAGAUACCAUUUAGAGAAUCCAAAGGAGUUUUGUUAUACGCAUCUUGUUUAUUCUUUGAGUGACCUUAUUGCAACUUCCGGUGCGAUCUCUAAUCUUCUCAUGAUUAUCAUCGGCCAUUUAGCUAUGAAUGAAGAAGUACAAGAGGAAAUAUACCAACAAAUCGAGGCCACAGCUCUUCAACACAAAACUGAUACUUUAACCUUGAAGCACCGACCUCAUAUCCCACUGGUUGACUCUUGUGUCCUGGAAGCUCUGAGAAUCGCAUCUUCACCAAUCGUCCCUCAUGUAUCAACUGAAGACACAACAAUCGGAGGUUACUUUGUACCAAAAGGAACAAUGAUCUAUUUCAAUAAUUGGCCGUUAAACUUUUCUACCAAAUUCUACACUAAACCAGAACAAUUCCUUCCUUCUCGAUUCGUAUGCCCUUCGGACGAUAAUAAUAACAAGAACAUGCAGAUAAAAAAGCCCGAAGUUCUAAUACCUUUUCUUGGCCAUCGAACGUGCCUUGGAUUCAAGAUGACCAGAUACAUUUCGUUUAGCUUUAUGAGUAACCUUUUGCUCCGAUAUAAGAUCGAGCCAGAAGAUUCAGUUGAAACAAUCACGGAUCAUAUUAAGAUUGGAAUUCUGGCUUUGAGAGCCGAUGAUUGUUUCCGUGUUAAAUUAAUUCCAAGAACAAGACAACAAUCAACAGGCAUUUGAAACUUCAAUUUUUCUGUUAAUGAUUUUCGAUUAAUUCAUUUGCUUAAUUCUUUCAAAAGUUUUUCAAAUGUUUUCAGACACAAUUAACUCAAUAAAAUCUCUGUUUAUCAAAUUAAUUAACUAAAGAUAUUUGUAAUUAGACGAAUGGUUAAAUUAGAUUGAGUUUUGAAAAAUUAGAUACGAGAAUUUUAAAUUAUCAAUUUAAGGUUACGAUCGACUGAUUCAAUCAAUUAAUAAGUUGA
This is a messenger RNA of Panonychus citri (citrus red mite), 1905 nucleotides long. RefSeq names its product cytochrome P450 307a1-like. Lineage: Eukaryota; Metazoa; Arthropoda; Arachnida; Trombidiformes; Tetranychidae. The record is from RefSeq and is a predicted model, not a curated record. Gene Ontology annotation, molecular function: monooxygenase activity; heme binding; oxidoreductase activity, acting on paired donors, with incorporation or reduction of molecular oxygen.